Molecule: messenger RNA, 888 nt
Organism: Penicillium salamii
Lineage: Eukaryota; Fungi; Ascomycota; Eurotiomycetes; Eurotiales; Aspergillaceae
Source: the annotation of a GenBank genome assembly
AUGUCUACUUCACGCUUUGUCUGUCGCCUCGCGCGACCAGUGCCGUCUGGCUUUAGCCCAGUUUCACCAUCAAUCCGGCAAUUCGGUACGUCGGCUCGACGCCUGCAAAAUGCCAGCGAUGAAGCUUCCAAGGCGACACAGCAGCACCGCGCCAACCAGGCCAACAAGCCUCCCAAUCAGUUCGUCCCCAACACAACUUCGACCAUGACAAAGGACUUCCCCAAUGUCGGCAAAAAGCCGGCGCCUCCAGAGAUGCUCAACUCUGUCGAGCCCAACUACCGGCCUGCCGAUCCGUACCCGGGAAAGAUUGAGCAUUUCACCGGCGGUCGCCAGGAUAACGGCGCGCAAAAGCCCGAGCUUGACGUCGGCGAGAUGGAAGGCAUCACUUUCAAGGUUGAGCCCUUGAAGCGUGUUGGGGAGGAGCUUGCGACCAAACGGGCACGCCUACUAUAUCAAAGUCGCAAGCGCGGAAUUUUGGAGUCAGACCUGCUUCUCUCCACUUUCGCAGAUGUCAACUUGGGUAAGAUGAACUACGACCAGCUCGUCGAGUACGAUAGCUUCCUUGACGAGAAUGAUUGGGACAUCUACUACUGGGCGACCCAGGACUCUCCAGAGGACCUUCCUCCUUCCACUCCCAAGGAGGAUACCAUCACCGAGACUUGGAAGGAGACUGGUGCCAAGAGUGGUGAAUGGGCGCAGACAAUUGGCGCUUUCAGAGCCGCUUACCGUCCUGUUCCAACACGUUGGCAGAAUUCCGAGGUGCUCACUUUGUUAAGGGAGCAUGUUCGUGAUAAGAGUGCCACGGGCUUUGAGAAGGCGAAGAAUAAGAAGACUGGUGGCGGCGGCGGUUUGGGCAGAAUGCCUGACGUCCAGGUUUUUGACAACUAA